This is a messenger RNA of Harpia harpyja (harpy eagle), 420 nucleotides long. RefSeq names its product interleukin 21 (gene IL21). The transcript is spliced from 5 exons. Lineage: Eukaryota; Metazoa; Chordata; Aves; Accipitriformes; Accipitridae. Gene Ontology annotation, molecular function: cytokine receptor binding. The record is from RefSeq and is a predicted model, not a curated record. Gene Ontology annotation, cellular component: extracellular region. The coding region runs from base 1 to 420 and encodes 139 amino acids. Gene Ontology annotation, biological process: positive regulation of natural killer cell mediated cytotoxicity; immune response.
AUGGAGAGGAUGAUUAUUUUCUGUAUGCUUUUCUUCUGUUCCAGUAUGGCGCAGACUGCAGCUCCAUACAAAAUAGCAAAAUACAAACAGCUUUUGAAGACAAUUGACCUGUUAGAAACUGCAGUGAAAGAUAAGGAUGUUGAAUUGCUGCAUACACCAGAAAACCCUGCGGACGGAUGCCUGUUCACAGCCGUGACCUGCUUCCAGAAAGGCAUACUGAAAUUACAACCAGAAAACAGCCAAGUGAAUUCUACAUUCACCCAAACUGUUAAAGUCUUGAAAAGAUUCACCUUGAUCAACCCUAGAAAGUGUGAGUCUUCAUGUGAAUCUUAUGAGAAAAAAACCCCCAAAGAGUUUUUGAAGAGCUUAGCAAAACUGAUCAAAAAGGUAAUCAGAAACACCACAGCUGAAGGCUACUGA